Chenopodium quinoa (quinoa) is the source of this 904-nucleotide messenger RNA. Its product is annotated as UDP-N-acetylglucosamine transferase subunit ALG13 homolog. Bases 179 to 733 code for a protein of 184 amino acids. Gene Ontology annotation, molecular function: hexosyltransferase activity. Gene Ontology annotation, cellular component: extrinsic component of endoplasmic reticulum membrane; UDP-N-acetylglucosamine transferase complex. Gene Ontology annotation, biological process: dolichol-linked oligosaccharide biosynthetic process. The record is from RefSeq and is a predicted model, not a curated record. The transcript has 4 exons. Lineage: Eukaryota; Viridiplantae; Streptophyta; Magnoliopsida; Caryophyllales; Amaranthaceae.
CUCGGCCCCGGUAAUGAUCAAACAUCUUCAUUUUUUCAUUCCUUUUUUCUGCCUUAGUAUUGACCACCGUCAAAUCGGUGAAUCGACGCCGCUGAAACAACCGUAGACCGCCGUACAAUGGCUGCUUGAUUCUAUUCAGCAUUCCAGCUGUGGAGUUUGGAAGUGUAUACGUGUGCAAAUGGAAAGUGCCGAUAGCAGUAAGAUUCCUAAGAGAACAGUUUUUGUCACCGUGGGAACUACUCUAUUUGAUGCUCUUAUCAAAGCAGUGGACACUCCUGAAGUCAAGCAAGAAUUAUAUGCAAAAGGGUAUACUCACCUCCUGAUUCAAAUCGGUCGUGGUUCUUACAUCCCUGCCAGGUCAACUGGUGACGAUGGGUCCCUAGCUGUUGAAUACUUCACGUUUUCGUCUAGCAUUGCAGAGAGCCUGUCAGCAGCUUCUCUUGUCAUAAGUCAUGCAGGAUCAGGCAGCAUUUUUGAGACAUUACGACAGCGUAAGCCUUUAAUUGUUGUGGUGAAUGAGGACUUGAUGGAUAAUCAUCAAGAAGAACUGGCAGAAGAAUUAGCAGAGAGGAAACACUUGUUCUGUGCGCACCCUCAAACCCUUUAUCAGACUAUUGCUAGUAUGAAUCUAGAUUCUCUUCUUCCAUAUCCUGCUGGUGAUGCUAAACCGGUUGCUACACUUAUAAACAAGUUUUUAGGUUUCCCAGUAGAUAAACCAAAACACACUACUUGAUCCUUUAGCUAUUUUAAAUUCAUCUGUGCUAAUUCAGACUGAUAUUUUAUUUUAAAUUCUAUUAACAGUACUUGUGUGCCGCCUUCUUCUCAUACUUACGAUGCUAUUUAGUCAGUUAUCACAGUUGGAGUGAUAAAUAUUUCUUUGAAAUGGAAAAGAUUAGCUGCUCUA